GGCACCGGCGUUCAGGCCUGCGCCAGCGCUGAGGCCAGCGUGCGCGUUCAGCCCUGCGCCCGCGGCGAGGCCUGCUCCAGCAUUCAGACCGGCGCCAGCAUUCAGACUUGCACCAGCGUUAAGACCUGCGGCUGCACUGAGACCGGCACCGGCACGGAGACCUGCGUUGGCAUUCAAACCUGCUCCCGCCCCUGCGCCAGCGUUGAGACCGGCACCGGCCGUGAGCCCGGCGCCAGCGUUCAAUCCUGCACCAGCAGUGAGCCCGGUGCCAGCAUUCAAUCCUGCACCGGCAUUCAAGCCAGCGCCCGCGUUCAACCCAGCGUUGGCCUUGA
Phytophthora sojae is the source of this 332-nucleotide messenger RNA. RefSeq lists its product as hypothetical. Lineage: Eukaryota; Oomycota; Peronosporomycetes; Peronosporales; Peronosporaceae. The transcript is spliced from 2 exons. The record is from RefSeq and is a predicted model, not a curated record. The annotation marks the transcript as partial.